GGGGGUGGGCGGGAGGAGCGCGCCAGCCGCGGGGAGUGGGGGGCGAUGGCGAAGCUCCGGGUGGCUUACGAGUACACGGAAGCCGAGGACAAAAGCAUCCGGCUCGGCUUGUUUCUCAUCAUCUCCGGUGUCGUGUUGCUCUUUAUCUUCGGCUUCUGCUGGCUCAGCCCCGCGCUGCAGGAUCUGCAAGCCACGGCGGCCAACUGCACGGUGCUGUCGGUGCAGCAGAUCGGCGAGGUGUUCGAGUGCACCUUCACCUGUGGCGCCGACUGCAGGGGCACAUCGCAAUACCCCUGCGUCCAGGUCUACGUGAACAACUCGGAGUCCAACUCCAGGGCGCUGCUGCACAGCGACGAGCACCAGCUCCUGACCAACCCCAAGUGCUCCUAUAUUCCUCCCUGUAAGAGAGAAAAUCAGAAGAACUUGGAAAGUGUCAUGAAUUGGCAACAGUACUGGAAAGAUGAGAUUGGUUCCCAGCCAUUUACUUGCUAUUUUAAUCAAUUCCAAAGACCGGAUGAUGUGCUCCUACAUCGCACACAUGAUGAGAUUGUCCUCCUGCACUGCUUCCUCUGGCCCCUGGUGACAUUUGUGGUAGGCGUUCUCAUUGUGGUCCUGACCAUCUGUGCCAAGAGCCUGGCGGUCAAGGCAGAGGCCAUGAAGAAGCGCAAGUUCUCAUAGAGGGGAGUAAACACGUGGAAAGCAAAGCACAGAAGCUGCACCCGUCGGCACACAUCUACCUGCAGAGCCUGCUUCCGGCGCAGGAGGUGGAAGCAGCUGUGAGAGGCUCAGGGAGGCUCCUCCCUCCAUGGCAGCAGCAACAGGCACAAGUGGGAGACUUGGAACCUCGUAGGUUGUAUUCUAUGUGUCGUAGGGAUGGCUAAAGGGUCAAGCUCUUAGCUGUGGAGAGUAAGUUCCAGAAAAUCCAAUCAAAUGUUAGUUUUCUUUGGAAAGUAGCAGUAUAUAAUUGUACAGUGUAGUAUAGAAAUCAUUAUGAUUUAUGGUAUUUAAAAAUAUUAAAAGAGAGUGGUCUGUGUUCUUUUCUAUUUCCUUUUUUAUCCUAAAACACCAGGGUUCAAAAUAAAGGUCUUUUGGGUUUCAUUGA
Messenger RNA from Artibeus jamaicensis (Jamaican fruit-eating bat), 1102 nucleotides. It is a transcript of the gene KCNMB4, whose product is annotated as potassium calcium-activated channel subfamily M regulatory beta subunit 4. Bases 46 to 678 code for a protein of 210 amino acids. Gene Ontology annotation, biological process: potassium ion transport; detection of calcium ion. The record is from RefSeq and is a predicted model, not a curated record. Gene Ontology annotation, molecular function: calcium-activated potassium channel activity; potassium channel regulator activity. Lineage: Eukaryota; Metazoa; Chordata; Mammalia; Chiroptera; Phyllostomidae. Gene Ontology annotation, cellular component: voltage-gated potassium channel complex; membrane. The transcript is spliced from 3 exons.